Cotesia glomerata is the source of this 5277-nucleotide messenger RNA. RefSeq lists its product as uncharacterized. The record is from RefSeq and is a predicted model, not a curated record. Gene Ontology annotation, molecular function: G protein-coupled receptor activity. Gene Ontology annotation, cellular component: protein-containing complex; plasma membrane. The transcript is spliced from 16 exons. Bases 21 to 4796 code for a protein of 1591 amino acids. Gene Ontology annotation, biological process: establishment or maintenance of epithelial cell apical/basal polarity; heterophilic cell-cell adhesion. NCBI's taxonomy places the organism in Eukaryota, Metazoa, Arthropoda, Insecta, Hymenoptera, Braconidae.
CUAGCAGCGUUAUAUUAAUUAUGUUGAAAAAAUCAUUCUUUAAAUGGAGCAUUAUUUAUUUAUUUAUAUUUCUACUUGCGUAUUUUAUUAACGUAACUGAUGGAGAUAGCAAUGGCUACAAUGAAAAUAAUAAACAAACUGAAAAAUCAAAACCCUGCGGAGAUUAUUUGACGUCGUCACGAGGAAUAAUUAGUACACCGAAUUUUCCUCGACAAUUUAGUGUUCCUAUAAAGUGUCGUUGGGUGAUUGAUGCUACAGAAAUUCGAAUGUCCAGCACCAAUAGUGACAACACAACUAUUGUGGUCUAUCUUACUCAACUCUACGUAUACAAAGGUCUUAGAUUCACGGAGUAUGCCUACUAUGAUUCUCCAGAAAGUACUAACUUUGGUGCGAUUAUUUUAAAAGACGUAACAGAAGGUAAUGUUUUUGACAAUAUAACACUGGAAACAAACAGACCUUUUCUUGUUAUCGAAUUCGAGCUUGAAAGACUCGAAGGCAACCACAUCCGAGUUCUCCAUGAUUUGCUGGAUGUGUAUGGAUUUAAUAUAACAUAUGAGAUAACUUCUCCUGAAGAAAUAAAUACUGAUUCUUGUUCCGUUAAAAAUUGUUCUUUUGCUGGUAAUUGCAUUGUUGACACCAGUUUCAGUGAAUUCAAGUGUCUCUGCUUCAAUGAAUUCAGCGGAAAAGGUUGUUCGAACGGACCUCUCUGUAAUAGUGACAACAAUAUAAAUGUCAAUCAUCGAAACUCGAUUUGCCAUAAUGGAGGAACUUGCAGUCAUAUAGGUGCUGAAUUUGUAAAAUGUCAUUGUAGAUCCGGCUACACCGGUAAUUAUUGCGAAAUACCGAUUAUUGCUGACACGUCAGAAAUGAUAGUAACGAAUCCAAAUCAAGAAUGUCAAGAAGGCACUUCUUGGUGUAUUUUGCAAUGUCCGUACUAUGAAAAUGAUCAUGACAACCGACCCUGUAAUCAUUGUAAGCGACAAUUAAUUUCUAAUUAUUAUAAUCGUGCAAGAUUUGAAUUCCAAAUAAAAUUAUUAAACACUUCUUCACUUCGAGGAAAUUUCCCAUCUUCUUCACAAGUCAACACUCUAGAGCUUUUCUUGAAGAAACAACUUACCAAGUAUUUAAAAAAUAACAUUGACAUAACAAUCAUGGAAGAUUUGAAAAUUAAAAAUAUAACACCAUCAGGCGAAGUAAUACUUAGCUUCUUUGGACUUUCAACGGAGAGUGAUAAAAUCCGAGAUGCUCUAAAUCGUCUCGUUCAGCGGAGACGUCUCAAUGACUUGAUUUUAGAAUCCACACACCUGACCUUUCAGCAAAAGCCGUCUCUGCGAAUAAAGUUGCUAGAAAUAAUGAACAAUCCAAAAAAUGUCAAUCAUGUACGCUUAGGAGACGAGUUAUAUUUGAGAUGCGUUGUACAAGGAAGUUCUGCAAUGAAGUAUUUCUGGUAUAAAGACGAGAUGUUGGUCAACACCAGCAAAUCCGUCAGGGGAAUCGAGCUUCAGAAAGAACUUAUUGAUGAUGCAUACAUAAUAACUUUAUUAAUAACCAAAACAACUCUUUUGGAUGCUGGAUAUUACACCUGUCAAGCUAUUGACGGAGAAAUACAACAGUGUAAAAGUAUUUACAUAAGCGUGAAAGAUGAACCACCUAAUGUGAAAAUUCUUCCAAUGAGCGCUACUAUAGAAAAAGGUAACAACAUACAACUUAUGUGCAUAACGGCUCCCAACAAAGAAAGCUUGGAAAUAGGCUUUGGUUGGACUAAAAAUCGCGCAUUACUUAAACUUGAACCGGGGCAUCAAGUGUGGGAAGACCUCUAUCCAGCUGGAAGUAUUCUAAAAAUUAUGAACGCUCAGAAAUCAGCAAUAUACACGUGCAAUGUCGCUCAUCGCUCAAUGUCUGUAAGGAUAGACGUAAUUAAUCGGACACUUGUUCCAAUUUGUACAAAAGAAACUGCUUGGGGAAUGCGAUGGCUAGACACUGGGCCUGGCUCAGCAGCUCUUUUAGAGUGUCCUAGACACUUUAUAGGUGAAAAAGUAUCGAGAUUAUGUGCAAUGAAGGAUGCUACCACGCCGAUGUGGCAAACUCCGGAUUUUUCUCAAUGCUUGUAUCAACCCCUUAUAUAUCCAUACAAUCAGUUUCGCAGUUUAACUUUGGGUUAUCAAAAUACUAGUACUCAUAAUACUAUUAUCAGCAUAUGGAAAAUUUUUAAUUCACGGGAGCUGGCUUUGUAUCCUGGAGAGGGUGAUGGCAUUGUAAAUAUUCUGGCUGAAAUCGAGCAUUACUCUAUGAAUAAGAAGCAAAUCACAAAUAUGCAUGAAUCAGCAGAGACAUUUAUGCACAUAAUAAACCGAAUACUUGUUAAUGAAAAUUCUAUUCUUCGUCGCCAAUUACUGAUGCAGCAACUUAUUCAGCGCAAUGUACAAAAUUGGGCAAAGAAAACAACACAGCCAACACAUUUAGCUUUAUCUUCAAUGGUGAUAGACAUUCAGCCGUUCUACGUCGUUACCGUUCUUUCAACUUUAAUAAUAGAAACAAAGUUCCUCUUACAAAUUCCUACAGAAGACUAUACAUAUCCAUAUUGGUACAAUGAUAAAGUAGAAAUUAGAAUAAUAAAACAAAGCCGAGGAAGACGAAGUGAGGAGUCUAAAUUAUUCACCAAUCAAACAUCUCUACUAAAUGGAGCAGUUAUUCUUUACAGAAAUAUUACUAGUUUUUUACCAAAUGCAUUCGUUAAAGAAUUAGAGGAUGGUACUGAUCUCGAGUAUCAUUUUAAUUCGCGAGUUAUAAGUGUUACAAUUGUCGGACAAGAAUCAUCAAACAAAAAACAAAAUAUUGAUAUAUCAACAUCUAAAGUAGAGAUUGUCCUUACACUGGGGCAUUUGCAACAAAACCAAUCACUAUUAAAGCGAUGGAACGUAUCUUGUGGCGUUGAAGACUUAUCAACUGGUUCUUGGGAUCUAGAUUCUUGCAUUACUCUGAUAGCUAGCAAUGAUCAGGCUGAAACUCAGUGCAUAUGUUCAAAUCCAGGAACAUUUGCAGUUUUUCUUACAACACGUGCUGUCAAAGUAGUUGAUGCAAAAAGUAAACCGUCGACGUUCAUAGUAUUGUUGGGAUGCAGCAGUUGUUUACUUCAGUGCACUAUGUCUUCAAUUAUUUUAAGCGUUAUACUUUGGAAACGGCCUACAUGGUUGAAUUUUCUGAAAUUACAAACUUCGAGCGCCCUUAUUGGUGCAAUGUCUAUCUUUGUAUAUGCAACUUGCAAUACUGUACCAGAAAUAGAAUUUGCAAGAACUGCUGUGACUUUAGAAGCCUUUUUACUGAUAGGAAUGGCUGCUCCGAUAUCACAAGCUUUGAUUGUCUAUGCUGAUAUUACGUAUAACCGUCGUCGACAAUUAAGCCGACAUUUUCAACCGACAGUUAUUGGAGUUAUCACGGGUUUACCUAUUUUGUGUAUUUUGACCACGGAGCUGACUCACAAUACUAGCACAGGCAGACGACAUGAAUCGUGGUGGUUGAUUUUUGGUGGUGGAGUGUAUAGUAUUUUUGUUAGUUGUGUUGCAACAAUGCUUCUGAUAUUCAUGUUACUUUACACCGGAGUUUUACAUCGUGCUCACGUGUUGACUGAAAAUGUGGAAAAUGUCAGUGGUGGCGGUGGAAUUGUCGUCAUGAAAAAUAAAUUUCUUCAACAGAGAGUCAGGAUAAUUCAUCACGCUGCAAUAAUAAUAUGUAAUCUUAUUCUUGUGGAAGUAGCUUCUAUGUUUUACAUCAAUUACACAACUGAAUUUUAUCAUUAUCUUUUCGCAUCUGUAUCAGCGUUUUUUGGUUUUGGAAUGUUAAUUUUGAAUAUCGGAAGUUCAGAGGUUGAAUUGCUGGCUCCAAUUUUCCAACAAGUUAUAUGUCGGAAAAAUGAUGAAAAAGAAAUGACAACUACUACAACGAUGAUAACUUUUUCAGAUACUGUCAAAGUUCAUACUAAAAUUCCGGUCGAAAGUGCUGAAAGUAUUCCGGUAGCGUCAGUUUCUACUGGAGCAGGUGUCUUUCGUUUACCACCAACAACAUACAUGAGAACACGAGGAGUAGUAACUGCUGGCAAUGUACAACAUGCAAAUGAAAUGAAUGAUGAACAAUUCUCCAACAAUCUUGGACAUCCGGCAUCAUCAACAAUUCGCCGUGAUAUCUUUCUUCCUGAAAUUCGAGUAAAUUAUUCGGAUAACAUAAACCUUGAAACUUACAGUACGAGCCCUCGUAAAUAUCAAGAAUCUCUCACAAAUACAUUUCAUAGUAUUCCAUCGUCAAUGCCGCCGCCACCGCCAGAAUUUUAUCAUACUGAUUCAUCAUACAACCGGGAAAAUGAUAAUAGUACAAGUUUUAGCGGUGAUCAAUUAGUUACUGCAGGCGAUAGUAUUGAUCGCCGUCGAAGUAACCCUCAGCAAGCCGAUCGCUCGUCAGAGUGCAUAGCCAAAGUUUUGUGCAAUGCGGAUAUCGAGUCGAGAAUAAACAUGACAAUGAUGAUGCCAGAUGUUACGUUAGCGGCUGCAACAACAGCAACAUCGUCUUCCGUCGACAACUUAGUUGAAGAAAAAUGUGUAGAUGAAUAUACCGUAAAUGUUCCUGACAUAGCCAGCACUAGUGAACAGCAACAACAAAAACGUAUACGAUCCACCAGUAUUAUAGAAGAAGAAAACCCGGAGAUAACAAUUACCGAUUGUGAUAACACCGCAUCAAACACUAUUACAGGAGUAGGUAUGCUUGAUCGGAUAUCACACGAUCUGGAUUACUUAUUGAAUCGAUGAGUUCAAACUAUCAAUGAUUUAUUUAUUUCAAAUCUUAAGCAAUUUUAUAUAUAAAUAUAUAUACUUAAAAUUUGAGAGUCGUGUAUGAAUGAGUGUGAAAACUUCAAUUUUUUAAAUUACAUUUUUCCAAUUAAUGCAAGAAAAAUAAGUCUUUCAUAGCCAAUAGAUUGCACCAUAAUAAAAUAAUGUCGUCCACAAUAUGCUGUGAUUGGUUUAUAUUUAGUUGAUAAAUUUAAUAAUUUUUUCGUGUGACGAAAAUAAAUAAAUAGUUAUGUAUAUCUGUAACUAAUUUAUUCUAGUGUCUUUUUCAAGUACUAGAAAACAAAUAAAAUAAAACGUUAUUUUCUUGCAUUUGAUGCUAAAUUAAAAACAUACUAUUAGGUAAUAACAUCAAAAAGUAGUUCUUUAACAUUACAUCGCAUAUAUAUGUACUAUUUUACAAUUAUUUCUAAUAGUCAAUAAAAAAUAAAUCAAUUAUAAA